Molecule: messenger RNA, 2087 nt
Organism: Plutella xylostella (diamondback moth)
Lineage: Eukaryota; Metazoa; Arthropoda; Insecta; Lepidoptera; Plutellidae
Molecular function (GO): protein binding
Source: RefSeq, a predicted model, not a curated record
AAACUGUAGUUAUUUUUCAGCCACCAACUGUCAGUGUUCGUAGUUUAUUUUAUUUUGACACUUUUUAAAUUACUUUGAAAAAGUGGUAAUCGUUGCAUUUUUUUAAAGUGACUUUUUUAAAUGCAAUACCUGUGCGGUGUUAAGUUUUGAAUCAAAUCGGAUGUUAUCUUAAGAUAAUAUAUAGUAUCGGCUUAUCGAUACACAGAAAUGUAUCUGAAAACACAUAAUGUAGAAUAUUUGGAGAAUUACUAAGGCGGUAAAGUAGGUGAUGACUCGUAUUCAAGUUUGGCAGUUAUACCGUUUUGAGUUAAAAUGUGAAAUAGAUUAGGAAGAAAGAAGUGUCCGCUAUGGGAUUUGCCAUACCCCCGCGCUGGCUAUGCCUUGUCCUGGUGCUGGGUUCCUACUCCUGCGAGGAUGCUCCGGAGCCGCCGUGUCGCCAGGUGGAGCUGGACGGAGGGCUGCAGGUGGACUGCUCGGACUUGGGGCUGACCGAGAUGCCGGCUGGCCUGGAUUAUGAUCAGGUCCAGAUACUGGAUCUAUCAAACAACAACUUCGUAGACUUCCCUCCAGAACUGCAAUACUUCACGCGCAUUGAGAAGCUGACACUAGCGGGAAAUCACCUGAGUGGCGCUAUCCCCUCAUUCUUAUCAAAAUGGGACAAGCUUCACACCCUUAACCUGUCGGACAACAACUACAUGAGCUGGGCCACUCCCCUCAACGCCUCAUUAAGAAAACUCGACUUAUCAAAAAACAAAAUCAAUACAAUCGACGAAGCGGCGUUCUCCGGGAUGUCUUCAUUACAUUUCCUCGAUUUAUCUGAAAACAGGAUCUCCAAUUUGCCGGCGGGCGCGUUCAGUGAAGCGAGCAGUUUAGACAAUCUCGUUCUAUCCAGGAAUGAGUUUUCCGCCGUCCCGGAUAUAUCGUCGUCGUCGCUGAGGAGUCUAGACCUGAGCAGCUGUCAGUUGCUGACAGUAAGCCCGCGUGCUGUGGUGGGGCUGACGGCGCUUCUGGCACUGGAUCUGUCCAUGAACCAGUUGGAGUUCCUCCCGGACCACUUCUCCUCAGGCACGCUGCAGCAGCUGGACCUCAGCUACAACGCGGUCAGCGACCUCACGGACCACACCUUCUCGUCACUACCGCAUCUCGCGGUGUUGGACCUGAGAGGGAAUGACUUCCGGGACGUGUUCCCGACGUCCGUCUUCGCCUCGAACCCCUUCCUCCGCGAGCUGCGGCUGAAGGGGAACCGAUGGAGCUGCGACGGCUUCAACCUCAAUCUCUUCAUCACAUACGAGUACCUCACCCGAGAGCCGCCUAAAGUCGCGGACCAGCGGUCCCUGGUCUGCUACUCUCCGUUCAACGUGUCUCAAUUAUCCUGGCAGGAAGCGUACAUCCAGACGUGGCAUCCGAGCGAGGGCUACGACACUUUCAGCAUGGUGGCUUUAAUGAUUGGCGUCAUCAUCGGAGUGGUGCUGACGUCGGCCGUGUGCCGGGGACUCAUGGCCCUCAACAGGUCAGAAGAUCCUCCAGCUAGCUCCAACAACGUGGCUGGGGAGACCAGAUUAAGCGAGCGCGUGGAGUCUGUAGUUUUACGGAUUCCUCUGCGUGAAGACUUGCCUCCGACGUACGACGAGGCGUUAUUAAUGCCGCGGCUGAACGCGUCGUUUCACUCACUCCCUGACUUCGUGGAUGAAGAGCCGCUGGCUGGCAGGUUCCGGCGCUCGCGUUCCAUCGGGGACCUGGCGGAGCCCCGGCCGCGGGGGGGCGACAGGAGGUCGGUCAGGCGGACUGUGCAGAUCAGUAUUGAAUGAUAUGAGGUGGUUGUUCAGCGUGGCUGAGUAGGUUUAGAUAUGUUUUAGAUAGAGCAGCUUAUUUUGCAAAGGUCUCGUAGAUAUAUUUACCUGCCUCAGGGAAGUCUCGUAGAUAUAUUUACCUACCUUAGGGAAAUUCACUGAUGAAUACAGUUUUGUAUAAUGUGCAUAAGUUAUUUAUUUGGUAGGAUAAUGAUUACAAGGUAUAAAAUGUAUUUAAGUAAGUUUUGAUAGCCGAUAUGAGUGAUAUGUAAAUUAAGAAUAAAUUGACUAGGAUUA